Messenger RNA from Esox lucius (northern pike), 2215 nucleotides. It is a transcript of the gene hoxa1a, whose product is annotated as homeobox A1a. Gene Ontology annotation, molecular function: RNA polymerase II cis-regulatory region sequence-specific DNA binding; DNA-binding transcription factor activity, RNA polymerase II-specific. Gene Ontology annotation, biological process: regulation of transcription by RNA polymerase II. The record is from RefSeq and is a predicted model, not a curated record. Gene Ontology annotation, cellular component: nucleus. The coding region runs from base 80 to 1069 and encodes 329 amino acids. The transcript has 2 exons. NCBI's taxonomy places the organism in Eukaryota, Metazoa, Chordata, Actinopteri, Esociformes, Esocidae.
GGUCACCUAGGGUGAGACAGUCAUCAGAAGACCGGGCCUGUUGUGGCCGGUCUCUCAUUACCGCUGAGACGAUGCUACAAUGAGCAGCUUCUUAGAUUACUCGGUAAUGAGCGGCGACGGCGGGUCGUGCUCUGUUCGGGCGUUCCACUCCGACCACGGAAUAACAACUUUCCAGUCGUGCGCGGUCACCGUGAACAAUUGUGGGGCAGAUGAGCGUUUCAUACCUAGUAGGGCAUCCCCGGAUGGCAUCCCUCACCAGACGGGGUCCUACCAGACGACUAGCGGCUCUCUGGGUCUAACCUACGGGGCACACCCGGCCUGCGGCUCGGGCUAUGGACCCCAGGGCUUCUGUUCCACCUACAACCAUUACACACUGAACCAGGAAGUGGAGUCGGCCGCGGGGUUUCCGCAGUGCUCACCAUUAAUGUACUCCGGGAACAUUUCCUCGUCUAUGGUACCACAGCAUCGCCAAGGUUACGGGGGCGCGCCCCUGGGUCAGCUCCAGUACUCCCAUGCCACGUAUGGAGGCGGGCACGAGCACGCGAACCUGCCUCCUUUUUCUGGGUGCUCUAACCCACUGUCACCCCUGCAUGCGACACACCUUGAUGCCUGCUGCUCGCCGCUGUCGGAGAGCGCCUCCAGCGCACAGACUUUUGAUUGGAUGAAAGUGAAGAGGAACCCGCCCAAAACAGGCAGAUCAGGUGAGUAUGGCUAUGGGGGGCAGCCCAACACGGUCCGGACCAAUUUCACCACUAAACAACUCACCGAGUUGGAGAAGGAAUUCCACUUCAACAAGUAUCUGACCCGCGCGAGGCGCGUGGAAAUCGCGGCUGCACUUCAGCUGAACGAGACUCAGGUCAAAAUCUGGUUCCAGAACCGCCGGAUGAAGCAGAAGAAACGCGAAAAGGAGGGCCUACUACCGACCAAAUCUUCUGUGUCGGACCCGAGGGAUAGCUGUUUGGAGAAAGCAGAUGAUGCUGGGUCUGAGAAGUCCCUCUCGGCCCCUUCCACUCCAUCUCCCCCCUCUUCAACAGCAUCAUCCGGGGUUGAUCCCUAUUCCUCCAGUUAAAGAACCCUUGCCCCCUGGCGAUGGUCUACAUAUACCAAAGAUGAUAUACAAGCCCUGACUUAGAUAGGUUAAAUGAUUUUGAACAGGGCAAAUAUAAAUGCACUACAUGGGGUAUACUGUGACAAUGAAAUGUCGUGGUUAAUCUAUGCUACGUGGUAAAUCUGUGGUGUUGUUAUCGGUGGUUGGAACAAGGUAAAAUAUCUGACCAGCAUCCCAUGGAGUUAUGUUUAUAUUUUCUUGAUUUCUAUUCCAGUUGUUCGUUCAUGUGUAGAGUAAUUAUCGUGCACAUGGGAUAUCCUCCCACUUUAAAUGCGGCAGUGUAGGCCUACCAUUGUUACGUAACGAGUUGGACUGCACAACAAAACAAAUACCUCAUGUAAACCAGAUUGACUCAUUAAAAGUGCGGCGCUGAAAGUUGGCUGUACUAAAAGUGUUUUACAUCACAAUCAGCAAAAAAAACUUCGUAUAUGGAAUCAGUGCUGGUAGGCUACAUUCUUUAAAUACCUCCAAAAAUCAUGUUCGAACCUGUGUUUCCAGCCUGUGUUUGUACUGUCUUAGGCUGCGUUUAGAUUGGAGCCCAAUUCUGAUCUUUCUUUCAGUAAUAAAAUAUCCGGUGUGAAAAUAUUUGAUUUAUCUGUCAAAAUGUGAAUUAGUACAAACGAACUUAAUCAGAGCCGAACUGUCUAGGCUCCGUCCAAUUUUGAUAUUUGUUUUACCAUAUUAGGUGUAUUCAUCAAUCAAAUUUGCUCAAAACAAGAAGUUAGAAGAUCUGACGUGAUGAGUCAAAAAUGGCGGCAGCCUUGCUGUUGGCGAAUUGGGUCAGUAACCAAAAGGUCGCUGCUUCCUAUCCCCAACGUGGAAAAACACCUGUCGGCAUGAGGAUGAGCAAUGCAUUUGAAGCUAAUUGCUCCUGAAAAAACAUUUAGUGGGAAAAAUAUCAGAAUUGGACUUUCGGUUUAAACGCAGCUUUAGUGUGGCGUGUGUCAAUCUGAAUGUAAUGUGUGAGGUUUGCAUGACGCGCGACGCAUUCAUGUAUACUUAAUUGAACGCUGAGUUUUAUCAGUUUUGGAGACCUCUGAUGAUUGUUAUGGACUUGUGUCAAAUUAUUCGAGCAGAGCACGUGUAAAGUGUUUCCAGUGCGAUAUU